UUGUGCAGUCAGGAGUGGUAGGAGGGAGUCACAUCUGUUUCAGACUGAGUGACACAUCAGCACAGAGAAGAUCUCCGUGGAACAGACAGUGGAAGACGUGAAGAAGAAGGAAUGAGCCGGACACCUGAGAUUAGAAUGAAGAAAGACGUGACCGCAGAGGUCAUGUGAUCAACCAGAAGAGGGACAUAAGGGGCUCUCACCCUCCAACCCCGCUCUGUGUGAGGAACACAAGAGCCAGAGUUCACCUGAGAGGACUGGACAAGAACAAGAAGAUCCUCCUUCACCAAGUGUUGCAUCUAUAAAAGGAAACAUGCCUGUCCUAUCUGAAAGGACUGAGGAGCUCAGAAGAGACUCUCCUACACCAGGUGUGUCCAUGAGUAGUGAAAUGUCCAUGGGACAGCCCGCUGUUUCCAAAAGGUCCAAACAGAAAGGAAAACUUUCUCCUACACCCAGUAUUGUGUCUUUAAAGACUGACAUGUCCAUGGGACACCCUAUUGUCUUCAAACAGAAAGAAUCAGAAUCAGAGGCUGAGCAGGAGAAAGAGGAUUCUCCUGCACUGAGCAGUGUGUCCAUGAAGAGCAACAUGUCCAUGGGUCAUCCGAUUGUUUUUGGACGGAAAAAAUCAAUUUCAAAAGCUCAUGAAGAGUCAACAGAUGUUUCCAGUGGCAGUGAAAAAGACAUGAGCUCCAUAUUUAAGGUUCUCAAGGAAAACAUCACUGAUUUUGUUGAUGAUGAGCUGAAGAAGUUUGAAAACCUUCUGAGUUCAGGUUACCAAGAAUGCUCAGAGGGACAAUGUAAAGAAGAUGGGAUGGCUGAUGAGCAGAGCUGGAACCGUAGAGAGGCCUUUCUGAAACUCACACUGGACUUCAUGAAGAAAAUGAAGCAUGAAGAUCUGGCUAUCUCUCUGCGGAACAGAACUCUUGCUCCAGUAUGCCGCUGUAAACUGAAAUCCAACCUGAAACAGAAAUAUGACUAUGUGCUUGAGGGUAUUUCUACAGCAGGACAUCCAUCUCUUCUGAAUCAGAUGUAUACAGAGCUCCACAUCACUGAAGGAGGGAUGUCAGAGAUCAAUUAUGAACAUGAAGUCAGACAGAUUGAAACAGUGUCCGGGAAACAAGACAGGCAAGAAACAACAAUCCGAUAUGAAGACCUCUUCAAGGUCUUACCUGGAACUGAUAAACCAGUCAGGACUAUGAUGACUAAAGGUGUAGCUGGCAUUGGGAAAACAGUCUUAACUCAGAAGUUCACUCUGGACUGGGCUGAAGGUAAAGCCAACCAAGAGAUGCAGUUUACCUUCCCAUUCACUUUCAGAGAGCUGAACGUGCUGAAAGAUAAAAAGUUCAGUCUGGUGGAGCUGGUUCAACACUUCUUCAAUGAAACCAAAGAAUCAGGAAUCUGCAGGUUUGAAGAGUUCCAGGUUCUGUUUAUUUUUGACGGGCUGGAUGAGUGCCGACUUCCUCUGGACUUCAGCAACAAUGAGAUCCUGACUGAUGUCACAAAGUCCGCCUCGGUUGACGUCCUGCUGACUAGCCUCAUCAAGAGGAAGCUUCUUCCCUCUGCCCACAUCUGGAUAACCACACGGCCUGCAGCAGCCAACCAGAUUCCGUCUGAGUGCGUGGACAUGGUGACUGAAGUCAGAGGGUUCACAGACGAACAAAAGGACGAAUACUUCCGGAAGAGAUUCAGAGAUGAGGAACAGGCCAGCAAAAUCAUCGCCCACAUCAAGUCAUCUCAUAGCCUUCACAUCAUGUGCCACAUCCCAGUCUUCUGCUGGAUCACUGCUACAGUUCUGGAGGAUCUGCUGAAGACCAGAGAAGGGGGAAAUCUCCCCAACACUUUCACUGAGUUGUACAUCAACUUCCUGGUGGUUCAGUCCAAAAUGAAGAAUGUGAAGUAUGAUGGAGGAGCGGAGGCAGAUCCUCUCUGGAGCUCAGAGAGUAAGAAGAUGAUCGAGUCUCUGGGAAAGCUUGCUUUUGAGCAGCUGCUGAAAGGAAACCUAAUCUUCUAUGAUACAGACCUUGAAGAGUGUGGCCUUGACAUCCGAGCAGCCUCGGUUUACUCAGGAGUCUUCACACAGGUCUUUAAAGAGGAGAGAGGACUGUACCAAGACACUGUGUUCUGCUUUGUCCAUCUGAGUGUUCAGGAGUUCCUGGCUGCUCUUCAUGUCCAUCUGACGUUCUUCAACUCUGGAGUCAAUCUGUUGUCGAAAGAACAAUCAGCAUCUCUGUGGUCCAAACUGUUCGGACUCAGAUCUGAACUCUUCUACAAGACUGCCGUGGACAAGGCCAUGCAGAGUCCAAAUGGACACCUGGAUUUGUUCCUCCGCUUCCUUCUAGGUCUUUCUGUAAAAACAAAUCAGUCUCUCCUAAAAGGCCUGGUGACAGAGACCGGGGACAGUUCUCAAAGCAUUCAGAAAACAGCCCAGUACAUCAAGAAGAAGAUCAGUGAAAAUCAGUCUCCAGAGAGAAGCAUAAACCUGUUUCACUGUCUGAAUGAAGUGAAAGACUCUUCUCUGGUGGAGGAGAUCCAACAGGCUUUGAGCUCAGGGAGUCUGUCCGCAGAUAAACUGUCUCCUGCUCAGUGGUCAGCUCUCGUCUUCAUUUUACUGUCAUCAGAAGAAGAUCUGGAUGUGUUUGACCUGAAGAAAUACUCUGCUUCAGAGGAAGCUCUUUUGUGGCUGAUGCCUGUUGUCAAAGCCUCCACCAAAGCUCUGCUGAAUGGCUGCAAUCUCUCACAGAGAAGCUGUGAAGUUCUGUCUUCAGUUCUCAAUUCCCCUUCCUGUCAUCUGAGAGAGCUGGAUCUGAGUAACAAUGACUUGCAAGACUCAGGAGUGAAGUUGCUCUGCAAGGGACUGGAAAGUCCUCACUGUGCAUUGGAAGUUCUCAGGCUGUCAGGCUGCCUGAUCACAAAGGAGGGCUGUGCGACUCUGGCCUCUGCUCUGAAAUCCAAGACCGCUGGUCUGAAGUCCAAGACCUCUGGUUUGAGAGAGCUGGACCUGAGCUACAAUGAUCCAGGAAACCCUGGAGUGAAACUGCUUUCCACCAGCCUGCUGAAACCAAAAACAUUAAGGGUGGAUCCUGGAGGAUUGCAGUUUAUGAAACCUGGUGUAAGAAAGUAUGCUUAUGAACUCAUACUGGACUUAAACACGGCAAACCCGAAGCUCGUUGCGUCAGAGAACAACAGGAAGCUGGGCGCAGUCAAAGAGAAGCAGUCGUAUUCUGAAGAGCCACAGAGGUUUUCUUACUGGAAGCAGCUGCUGUGUAAAAACCGCCUGAUUGGUCGCUGCUACUGGGAGGUCGAGUGGACGGGACAUGUUUAUAUCGCAGUGACUUACGAAGGAAUCAAAAGGAAGGGAGAGGGUGACGACAGCUGUCUGGGAAGGAACGACCAGUCCUGGAGUCUGAGCUGCUCUGAGGAAGGUUACUCGGUGCUGCACAGCAACGUAAGGACCACCAUUCCCACCCCCACCUCAAACAGAGUAGGAGUGUACCUGGACUAUCAUGCUGGCACGCUGUCCUUCUUCAAGGUCUCAUCUGAUAAACUGACCCACCUUCACACCUUUCUCGCCAACUUCCGCGAGCCAGUCCAUCCUGCCUUCAGGAUCAAGAUGGACCCGUUUAACUCAUCAGUGUUUUUGUGUCAGAUUUAGUUUAACUUUGGGCCAAGGCUUGGCCUGUUUUCCUACUUUUUAAAUGGUGCAUGACUUGGGUGAAAGAUGUACCUAUUGCCAAUGUACUUUGUCUAUCCAGCCUGCCAUGAUCCUAAUCUUCAGUUAAAUAUUUGUGCAUUUGCUCUAAUGAUACCAAGUUUUGUAAGACAAGGGACAUGGAUUCACCAGAAACAUUUUAGGGUUUUUGGUGACUUCUGGUGUGCUAAACGAGCUAGAAUAUAAAGAAUAUAGUGGAUAAAGAAAAUUCUCUAGAGGAUGCAUUGAGAAACAUUGAUUCAUUUUUUAAAACAGAAAAAUACAAUCAAAUGAACAGAGGAAACUUGAUGAUUACUGCAGCUGAGUCAUAUAAAAGUAACUUGCAAUUUUAUUAAAAAAGACGAUACUUGCAUGUGUUAUCGGAAAAUACAUUUUUGCUGCACAUUUCUUCACACAUUCCUCCUCUGGUCCGUUCAGCGCUGCUACAGUCCCCAGAAAACGGCUGAUCUCAUGAACUGGAAAAAGAAAGAUGGAGUGGAAUAACACAAUGAACUGUUUACGUCCAUUGUUUUUACUGAUCUAUGUAAAUAAUGUAAAUGCUCCUGUGAUGAAAACAUUUUCAUGUUGUUAAUUUUCAUGUGUAUUUGUUUCAUUUUGAUUAUUCUUUUUUUUACACUUACAGUGCAUUCAGAAAGAAUUCAGUCCCCCAUCACCUUUUAAAAUUUUUUCAUGUUUCAAACUGAUGCUACAGUCAGUUAAAUGUGUUUUUAUUCUCAUUAAUCUACACUCAGUGCUCCAUCAUUCAUGCAUUUUGCACUGAGGAGAUUUUUCCAUCUAGCCUCUCCUCCAUAAAGCCCAGAUCAGUGGAGGGCUGUAGUGAUGGUCGUCCCUCUAGAACUUUGUCCCAUCUCCACACAGGAUCUCUGGAGCUCAGUCAGAGUGACCAUCAGGUUCUUGGUCUCCUCUCUUACCAAGGCUCUUUUCCCCUGAUGGCUCAGUUUCACUGGGCCACCAGCUCUCUGAAGAGUCCUGAUUGGUCCAAACUUCCAGACUUCUGGAGGCUACUGUGCUCUUGGGAACCUUCAGUGUAUUUUUAAUACAUUUGCAACAUUUUUAAAUUCUGUUUUCACUUUGUCAUGAUGGGGUACUGAGUGUAGAUUCAUUUGAAUAAAAAUAGAUUUAAUUGACUAUAGCAUCAGGCUGCAACAUUACAUUAAAAAGGGGAAAGGGGUCUGAAUAAGCCUCCAGAGGCUGCACAUACAGAGGUAUAUUAGGGCCACUCUAAGAAAAAAUAUUUAAUAAGAAAAUAAAAUCUUGAAUUUUUCUUUACUUUUUAAGUCAUAAAUUUACAAGAAACCAAACUCUGAUUUUAAAAAGUAAUAGAAAUUCAUGAAAAAUAAAAUACUGAAAUGUCCUACUUGAGUUGGACUUUGUAAAGUGUACAAUUUCAGGUUUAUAAAGUCAAGAAUUCAUAUAAAAUUCAAAAAUUUAACAACAAAAUGAAAUGCAAAACACGGAUUCAUCCAGAGACUGUGUGCAAUUUCAUAAGGAUCUCAACUCCAGUAGUUGUGCAAGUAUUCCUCAUAAUAGGCUAUUUUUAACUUUAAAAUCUGGUAAAUUAUAAGUUAAAAAUUGGCAUGGCAUCCCCAAAAAAGAACCUACAGAAAAACCCUCUUGCGAUUGCACUGGGUGAUGCAUGAAACAGCUGUGUGUGUGAGAAAGUUAAAAUUCAAGGAGAACAGGCCUGAAGAGAAAGGGGGAGUUUCACAUAUUCAAAAACCAGGAAAACAACAAUAAUAAUAAUAAUAAUAAUAAUUACUUUAUUUAUAUAGCACUUUUAAAAACAAGGUUUUACAAAGUGUUUACAACUGUUUCUGUACGCCUUAUUUCCUUGGGGAGGUCGUUCCAAAGUCGAGGGGCCCUGAUGGAGAAGGCCCUGUCACCUUUACUUACAAGUCUCGACUUUGGAAUGACCAUGCAUUUAAAGGAAAAAAGAGAAAUGGUUAAGAAAAGAGGGAAUUAAAGAGGCCUGACUGAGUUUCUUGUGUGUAAAGAGUUAAAAAGGCUUGACGAGAAAGUUGUUUGUGUUUUAAGAGUAAAAAGUUUAAACCUGGGUGGGUUUGCCUAUUUACCUGAGAUUAUAAAAUUGUAACUGCCAACCUGAUGAGGGGGCAAGAGAGAUUUUAUCAGAGAUAAUCUGGUGUGAUUUUUCUACACUGAUUGUGUGUUGUGUCCUUCGGGAUGGGACUAAAUGCUCAUGCAAACUUUUUCUGAUGUCUGGAACCAGUAUACUCCAUAAUAAGCUUUUAAAGUCCCUGUAAAGUAAAAACUUGAGAACUAUUGUCUUAACACACUAGAUAUGUUGGAUUAAGGUUGCUCUAAACAUGUGAAAACACUGACAUCUAUGUGACUGAAUUCUGGAUUUAGACUGUGAGAAAGUUUUAACACCUCUUUCUUGGUGUGGUUUAAUUUGGGCGGGGCAAAUAUGUGAGCCGAUGACAUCACUGGUCUUGAUGGGGAGUAACUCUGCCCCCCAACAAUAAUAUAUAACCACAGAUCAGUUCAUCUCAGUCCAGUCUGUUGUUAGCUGAUUUCACUGCCCUCACUGAACGUUAACAACCGGCUACAUGCUGUGUUUCUGUUCACUGUGAGCUAAAUUUCCCAAAUCUUUCAGUGACGGUGCACUACAGGUCAUUAAAAUCAUCAUAACAGAGAGUUGUGCCAGAAAACAGUAAAUUUAACCCCCAACUUCCGUCUCUCUGCUCUGGCAGCUGCACUCUGAUAAUAAGCUUUUUUUUUUAAUCGGAGAGGAUCCUAUUUCUCCUGAGUGGGAGCGGCUUCAGCUCACUAAUCGACAUGCCCACACCAUCCUGGAGCAGAUUUUACUGUCUCGGUUUUCAUGAUUUUGAAGCUUAAUUUUAUAAACUUGAAGAUGCUUUACAUGACUCGAAUUUGGCCUAGUGGUUAAUAGCACAGUGGCCUGAAACAAGUGUGAGUGGCCUCAUACAAAAAACCCUAAAAUACAGAUUUUAUUUUAUUUUUUUUAAAUUUACAGGGACUUUAAGCUCACCACAUUCUAAGAUUAAUAACAAAUUUGUAAAAACCUUGAAACUAUUAUUUCUAUCUGUAAAGCAGGCACAAAUGAUCAACUAAAAUUCCACUUAUAAGGUGGAUUAGAGUAAUUAAAUUAACUAACUUCUAGCUCUUUUGUCAUAAAUUUAUAAAUCAGUGAACUCAGAAAUUCUGAGUUUGGUUUCUCACAAAUUUACGACUAUAUAGUUUGAAAAAUGUUGUGUUUUAAAUGAAAAUUUACAGAUGCUCCUUUUUUUUUUUUUUUUUUUUUUAGGUUGGCCCUACUAUGUAGUCAUACUACACCUUAGUUUGUAUAAAUGUAAAUGUUUUUGGUCUGCUUUUGUUUGCCGAUAUUGUCUGAUUUAGCAUUAAGAUGAAAUAUGGACACCAAAAUCUUUGAUAGUGUUUGACAGCAUGUGUUAAAAUGAUAUGAUCCCCAUUUUUGAUUAACAAAAAUUUGAAUAAAGUGGAAAAGUUUUAAAGAAGAAAAAAA
Cheilinus undulatus (humphead wrasse) is the source of this 7211-nucleotide messenger RNA. Its product is annotated as NLR family CARD domain-containing protein 3-like. The transcript has 14 exons. The record is from RefSeq and is a predicted model, not a curated record. Bases 311 to 3649 code for a protein of 1112 amino acids. Gene Ontology annotation, molecular function: protein binding. NCBI's taxonomy places the organism in Eukaryota, Metazoa, Chordata, Actinopteri, Labriformes, Labridae.